AUGGCGGAUAUUAUAUCCCCCCAGGAUCGGGAUAAAUGGGUUUGCGAAUUAUGUACUAAGGAAGAUGGAAUGCUUUCUUCGAAUUCUAGAAUUAUGGGAGAUCCAUUACCAUCAUCAGCAGAUAGAGCCCACUAUGACGGCAGGCACUUAGCAAGCCCCAGCAAGUUCCAUAAUAGUUCAGGGUGGCAAGCUCACUCUAGCAAGCAAAAGGCUGUUUUGAGUGGCAAAGUGAGGUACAUUACGCAUGAAGAAGUCCAACAGCUAUAUAGGACCAAAUCACCCAUAAAGUCUUCUGUGGUGUUCAAAACUGUUGCUCCAAAGUCCCCCAUAUCCAGGGUUAACGCACCUGCAAAUGUGACACGGCCUAAACGUGGCAGACCCCCUAAGAAGCAAAACAUCUCUCUUUCAGAACAGGGCAGCCCCUUCUCCAGUGCACGAACCGUGACACCUCCUAGACGUGGCAGGCCCCCCAAGAUGCUUAGCAUCUCCAAGAUUAAUCAGCAGGCAUCUCAAGUUCUGAAACAAUCGCAAGAAAAGUGGUCUCCUGGAACACACACAAAAGGGCAUGGUAUUGAGGAACAACCAAAGGAUGCACCAGUACUUUCUCGGGGAGCUGAAAAAUCUAGUAGGAAGAUAGUGAAGGGACCAAACAAACUAUCAUGCACACCAUCAUCAUCAUGGGAUUCAUCACUAAAUUUGGAUUCAGGAGGUGAGACAUCUGCUGCUGAACGUGAUCAUUCAGAUGGUGAAGAAAGAGACCUUCUUAAUACAUUUUCUAGGCUUCAUCUAUAUCGGUCCUAUCUUCCUGCUCUGCAAGCUACUUGGAAGGGAGGUUUUGUCAUCUAUGCAGAUACACCUGGUGAAUUCAUUGGUGGAUUCCAGGCACAACUUCCUAGUAAGGUUGAUCAUAGAGUCUAUGACUUUUCACAAAAAAUGCCCCCUGUUCUUCAAGCUACUUUACUUCCUCGAUUGCAUCUUUGGGAUGAUCCUUUCCUCAAUGAAUGUCCUGAACUUGAAGAUGUUGCACUAUACUUUUUCCCUGAUGAUACAAUUGCCAGCUCAAGAGAGACUUAUGCUUCGCUUUUUGAGGUCAUGGAUACAAAAGAUUCAGUCAUGAGAAUUUAUUUUGCUGGAGUAGAAGCCAUGGAAUUGCUAAUAUAUACAUCCAAACAGCUGCGUUUAGAAUUGCUGGACACUGUUCCAUCACUUACAUGUCCAAGGAUACAAAAUUUCUUGUGGGGAAUCUUUCGACCCGGAAGUACUUAUCAAGACAUGGGUGAUAGCGUAACUUCUUCAGAUAUGGAAGUUGACAUGGUUGGUGGAAAGAUGGUGGGAAUUGUUGAUGUAGUUGUUCCGAAAUAUAUGUCCAUCCCUAGCAGAAUGUCACAGCAGCCUGUGACUCCAAUAGAUUCCUCUACACCUAGCAGAAUCCCUCAGCAGCCUGAGACUUCAAAAGAAAUAUCCACCCCUAGCACAAUGUCUCAGCAGCCUGAAACUCCAAAAGAACUAUCCACCUCUAGCACAAUACCUCAGCAGUCUGUGACUCUGAAAGAUUCAUCCACCCCUGGCAUAAUGUGUGAGCAGCUUAACAUGACUCCCGUGCAACAACUUUUGCGUAUUACCAGGGAGAAGCAUUCUUCGUUCGCUGACAAGAAAAGGGCACUAGAGACUGCUAUUGCACAAUUGUUAGGAGUUGAAUCAGAAGAGGUGAAAGGCUCUGAUAGUUCUACAGCAGCAGCAAUGACGACCACACUUGCAUUGCAGAAAGUCAAGUCGGAAAAAGAAGAGGGUGAAAUGGGAGGCACGUCUUCAACUGUCGAUCAUGGACGAGUAAAGUUGGAGGAAGAAGAGGGUAAAAUAGUAAGCACACCUUCAAUUUUCCAUUAUGGACAUAACCAUAACUAG
This is a messenger RNA of Argentina anserina (silverweed cinquefoil), 1905 nucleotides long. RefSeq lists its product as uncharacterized. Bases 1 to 1905 code for a protein of 634 amino acids. Lineage: Eukaryota; Viridiplantae; Streptophyta; Magnoliopsida; Rosales; Rosaceae. The record is from RefSeq and is a predicted model, not a curated record. The transcript has 7 exons.